This is a messenger RNA of Didymodactylos carnosus, 450 nucleotides long. The record is from the annotation of a GenBank genome assembly. Lineage: Eukaryota; Metazoa; Rotifera; Eurotatoria; Philodinida; Philodinidae.
AUGAAUGAAUUAGAGCUCAGAUGUGUGAUCGGUAGCAAUGAACAGCUUAAUAUGAAAAAACAGCUUGAACAAAACACUGUUCCACAGAUGAAUAUGCUGACUGGUCUAAUCUCUUCUCUCUGCAGUAAACUGGGACAAACUGGCAUCAUUAAAGUGGAUGAGGGACAAAAAUCAUUAUCUCAAAUGGCACAACUUGAACAUCUUUAUCAAAUUGAACAGAAACGAAUUCAUCCGCAACACGAUGAGAAAGAUAGAAACAUGCACACAGUUUCACACUAUGCAUCAUCGAGUGAACCAUCUCCUUCAAAUGGAAGAACAUUUUUGACACAGGAUUUACCGGUCUGCCACGAUCCAGCUCCCAUGUUUCCACGAUUUAUAUUUUUAGCACCGCCAUUUAAUCUCGACAACAGAAAUUCGAGUGAAGCAGAUACAUCUAACACAAUACCAUGA